AUCAAGCAUAUAACCUGAGGACGACACAAACAAAGCAUAGGGGCGUAACAUCUGCUUUAUAUAACGCUUUCGCAGCAAGCAGGUGACCUGAUUCAAGAGGCUCGCGUGCGCAGCAUGUCGUCCACGGCAUGUAAUGGCGCCGCGGGCGCACCUGAGGUCGCAAUACUGAAGGGCGUGCGCUACCCCGGCGGCCUACGCAGCCUGCUGAUCAUGGCGGCGCUGCUGCCGCUGGCAGCGCUGUCGCUGUUGGCCAUGCUGCUGCGGGACCUGUGGCGCAACCCCCGCUCCUUCCUCUCCAGCCGGCCCCGCCGUACGGAGCUGGCGGACCUGCCCCCCGAGCUGGCGGGCGUGCAGCCGGUGGGGUUUGACACGGAGCCGGGAGUCAGGCUGACCGGCUGGACGUUCGGGCCUCGGCCCUCGCGGCCGCUGCUUCUGUUCCUGCACGGCUUCCCCGAGUGCUGGUACUCCUGGCGGGACCAGCUGACGCACCUCAAGGACAGGUACGAGGUGGUGGCACUGGACAUGCGCGGCUACAACAAGUCCAGCAAGCCCGCGGGUAUCGCCGCCUACGACCUGGAGCGGCUGACGGCGGACGUGGCGGCGGUGGCGGCGGCCCUGGGGCGCAGCCGCAUCACCCUGGUGGCGCACGACUGGGGAGGCGCCAUCGCCUGGGCUGUGGCGGGCCGCUACCCGGGUCUGGUGGAGCGGCUGGCAGUGCUGGCGGCGCCGCAGUGGUUCAUGUACCUGCGCAACCUCACGCUGGAGCAGGCCGCCAGGUCCUACUACUUCCUGUGGUUCCUGCUGCCGGUGCUGCCGGAGCUGCUGCUGCUGCACACCGACGCGCACUUCAUGGAGGCGCUGUGGCUGGGCGCCGGCAAGAACGAGUUCUCGCCGCGCCGCCGCGGGGCCUGCACACCGCAGGACGUGGAGAUCUACAAGGCGGCGCUGCAGGAGCCCGGCUCCGUCACCGCCGCGCUCAACUACUACCGCGCCACACUGCUGACGGAGGCGGGGCUGAUGAAGCCGCACCCCGAGGUGGUGGCGGCGCUGCGGCGGCAGCUGGACAUGCCCGUGCUGGUGGUGUGGGGCAAACACGACCACGCCCUGUGCCUCACAAACAACAUCGACAUCGACCAGGUGGCCCCGCGUGUGCGGCUGCACGUGCUGCCCGAGGCCUCCCACUGGGUGCAGGCCGACGCCCCCGAGCGACUCAACGCCAUCCUGGACCAGUGGCUGGCGGACAACCCCGUGUCGCCCACCGAGCACCUGGACACGGCGGCGGCGGCGGCGGCGGCGGGCAAUGGCGGUGGCAGUGGGCUGCAGCAGCGCGGCGCGGCGGCGGCGGCGGCGGUUACGGCGGCGGCGGGAAGCGCGGGCAAGGCGGCAGCGGCGGUGGCGGCGGGCGUGACGUCCCAGGCGGUUACGGUGGCGGAGGCGGCGCAGGAGAAGGUGGUGGAGGUGGCGGAAGCGGCGCAGGAGAAGGUGGCGGAGCUGGCGGCGGCGGCGCAGGCGGCGGUGGAGGCGGCGGAGGAGGGCCUGCGCAGCCGGGCUAAGAAGCAGCAGCAGACGCAGCCGGCCAGUGAGUGAAUGUGCUAGAUGCGUGUGAGGGAGAUGGUGGGAUGCUGGGGUCCAGUGCGCCCCUGAAGUUGAUUGAUGACUGAUGAGGUGACGGCAUGUACGGAGAGUUAGACUACUUCACAGGAUCUAGGACUCCUGUGGGCUAAGUGGGCAGCAUAGUAUACGCUGCACUGUGAUAAUGGCCAGUAGUUUUGUGCUGAGAGUUACAACUAGAUUGGGAAAGCGGGCACAGGUGUUCUCAAGGAGGCGCCUGGGGGCGCCGGGGCGGUUUGUGCGACGCGUGCUGGGUCAGCACUGGCGGAUUACACGCAUACAGAUUACCUGCCGCUGGCGUGGACUC
Messenger RNA from Chlamydomonas reinhardtii, 1918 nucleotides. RefSeq lists its product as uncharacterized. Gene Ontology annotation, molecular function: hydrolase activity. The coding region runs from base 115 to 1587 and encodes 490 amino acids. The record is from RefSeq and is a predicted model, not a curated record. The transcript has 11 exons. NCBI's taxonomy places the organism in Eukaryota, Viridiplantae, Chlorophyta, Chlorophyceae, Chlamydomonadales, Chlamydomonadaceae.